AUGUUUUACGUUAUUGGUAAGCAAAUAAAGUAUUUUUACAAAAUCCAGAAGCAGCCUGUAGCUUCUUUUAAUUCAUUCAUGUGGACUUCAUUGUCUGUUUUUCUAAUACUGUGUUUGUUAACUUACAUGCCAUUUUCUCCUUGCGUUAUCAUUGGUCCCGAAUCUUCCUCAGUUUCUUUCCUUAGCUUUUGUUGUGGUGACAGCAGUCUUUGAGGCAGACAUUUUAGUGCCUGAGGUAGAACAUUAAAAUGAUACUUCCUUGCCAUGGGGUAAAAUAUAAUAAACUAUGUGUAAUUUACAAAUUGUUGCCUCAGAAUGAACUGUCAAUGGUAGAGCUAGCCCUUCUGAGAUCUCCAGGGUUAAAUGUUGUAAACUCUCAGCUAGAGCCUCCAUGGUGAUUGAUUUUCAAUGCCUUCUUGGAUUAAUAACUACAGUGUAUUUCCCCCCCUUUCUAUAGGUGGGAUCACAGUAUCUGUGGUAGCUUUCUUUUUCACCAUUAAGUUCCUCUUUGAACUUGCCGCACGUGUAGUCAGCUUCCUCCAGCAUGAGGACCGGGAGCGCAGAGGAGAGCGGACAAUUUAUGACUACGUGCGAGGCAACUACUUGGACCCCCGCUCUUGCAAAGUCUUCUGGGACUGGAAGGACCCAUAUGAGGUGGGCCACAGCAUGGCCUUCCGAGUACAUGUAAGUGAAUAUUUUCUAUUUCCAUGAAAACCUAAGGAGUGGAUCUAGGUUUUAUUUCAAGACAAACGUCUAUAGAGAUUAUGGGACUGUUCCUUGGAGGUUUUGUGCCAGUUUUGUUACUUAGGCUGAACAGCUUAAUGCUGGUGGUUAUCAACAGCACAGACCACGUUUUUGCUUUUGCAGUGAGUUUGGGUGAGCUUCUGACUUGUAAGUUUAGACUGGUCAAACCUAGUAUCGCUCUUUUCUUCUGGGUUUGUUUUUGUUGAAUUUGUUUUGUAUGCAUAUUUAAAAUUUGGUGGGCACAUAUCUUGAAGCAUGAUUGGGCAUGAUGAUUUUUUUUGCAAAUGGUGCCAGCAUUUAUAUCAGGGAUGUUGUAAGCAGAGAGGGAAUAAGCUAUCAGUGAUUACUAGUCAUGUUGGCUGGUAUAAUACCUCUAGGAUCAAAGACAGCAAAUCAGAAUACCAGUUGCUGGGAACAACAAGACAAGGCUAUUGUGCUCAUGUUCCACAGGUAUCUGGUUAGCCACUCUGGGAAACAGGAUGCCAGUUUAGUUAAGCCUCUGGUCUAUUCCAGAAGGGCUCUUCUUAUGUUCUUCAAUAAUUACAGAACCGUUCAUCACCUAAUAUUGGGCACUAAUUGUGAUACAGCAUAUUAAGAUGCUGUUUUGCAUUUAUUUUUUAAAUCCCCAUGCAGUUAUUCUAUAAGAAUGGCCAGCCCUUCCCUGCUCUUCGUCCUGUGGGCCUGCGAGUUCACAUCUGCCAUGUGGAGCUAGCAAUGGAUAUUCCUGUGACCCAGGAAGUACUUCAGGAGCCCAGUUCCAAUGUGGUGAAGGUGGCAUUUACUGUGCGGAAGGCUGGGCGCUAUGAAAUCAGCAUAAAACUUGGAGGCUUGAAUGUGGCAUAUAGCCCUUACUACAAAGUCUUUCAGCCAGGUAAGGCCUUUUGGGCCAAUAACAAACCAAGGCAUAGAAAGGAGAGCAUGUCUUGUAAUACGCCCCUUGUAAUAUUACAUGCGAGUCUAAGCUGGGUGUUGUUCCUUAUUUCAGGAAUGGUGGUUCCUUCGAAAACCAAAAUUGUUUGCCAUUUCUCCACUUUGGUGCUGACAUGUGGGCAGCCUCACACUCUGCAGAUAGUUCCCAGAGAUGAGUAUAAUAAUCCUACCAGUAACUCUGUAUCACUGAUAGAUGAGCACAACUACAGCCUCUCAAUCCAUGAGGUGAGUCCAUUUCUGCUCUAUCUUCUCUAAGACUGGAAUACACUGAUAUAGUCUAACUUAUAUUCCUUUUGUCUAGCUUGGUCCCCAAGAAGAAGAACCUUCUGAUGUUUUGUUUGAAAAGUCUGUGGUGUCUAAUCGACAGACUUAUCAAGUUUUCCUGAGACUCACCCUACUCCGUAGGGGAUGUUUCCGUGCCUGCAUCUCCUACCAAAGCCAGCCUAUUAGCAAUGGAGAGUUCGAUAUAAUUGUUUUAAAUGGUAAGUUUAGAAAAAUACAUUAUUUUUACUGCCAUGUUAACUCCCACGAUGCUGUUGCCAGCCAUUAAAAGCUAAUAUGUAUUUCAUUUAUUGCAUUUGUAUCUUGCCUGUUGUCCAGCAGUAUCAGUCUGACAUUUUAGCCUCAUAACAAGUGAGGUUUGUAUCUUGCAGAGAGUGAAAAGAGUAUCGUGGAGCGAAAUGUUUCUACCUCAGGGGUCAGUAUCUAUUUUGAGGCCUACCUUUACAAUGCUAGUAGCUAUGCCAAUACCCAGUGGCAACUUCCACCCCUGCAUUGGGGUUCCUCUCAGCGCCGACCUUCCACUGCUACUGAAGAUGAGGAUGAAGACUCUCCUUCUGACAGCCAGACCCCUGAGAAAGUGAAGAAGCCAAAAAAAGUGUAUUGCUAUGUUUCACCCAAGGUAAGACUAGUUCGUCUAUUCCCUAGUUGCACAGGAUUUAUUGCUACUAUGUGUGGCUGUGUUAUCAAUCGGCUUCCAGGAACCAUUUCCCUAUGAUUGUUGGCCAUUAUUACUGUUGUGAGAGACUGUGUAUUGUGCUAUGAAACAGCUGGUGUAUGUUUCCAAGCAUAUAUUGUAGACAAAAUUGUUCAGGACCUCUUGGAUUAUUCCUCUGCUAACCAGAGAACUGACCUGUGGCUACAUUUUAUGGUGGCUGCUGGGUUGUCAGCAAAAAUGGAAUUGACCAUUGUUCAAGUUCUUUCAGAUUGGUUCAUUUUUUAAAAUAUGUGACUCUCCAUUGUUUUUGUUCUUUUACUUCAAAGCAAUUCUCAGUAAAGGAGUUCUACUUGAAGAUCAUUCCUUGGCGCCUCUUUACCUUCAGAGUGUGUCCUGGCACCAAGGUAUGUUGGUAAAAUUCCCCAGUGAAUAAUUGGAUUUGUUUUGUGAAAGGUAUAUUCCGUUUGUCAGCCUAAUCACAUAAGAUUGAAAACUUUCACUGUUAGGUUUUUAGAUUUGCUUGGGAGCCUGCUGUGGUUUUCUAUAUUGCAUCCUGCAAUAUAGCUUUCAGGUUCUUUUUUUCUUGUAAUUUUCCUCCUCCCCUAAUGAAGCAUGUACUGAGGCUCAUUCUACAAGAAUUGCAAUUUAUAAAACCUUCAUCUCAGCUGUAGGCUUGCCAGCAGCUUUGCUAUUAACUGGUUCUGAGCAGAUAGAGGGGCAAGGAAAUGUGCCCAGGGGGUAACCUUGCCACUUCUGAUCAAUGUGCUGUGCUUUCUGGUAAAUGAUUCCCCGCCCUUUCCUGCAUUUCUUUGCUGCUAGUUUUCUUACCACGGGCCUGACCCUGUGCACAAACUGCUGACGUUAGUGGUGGAUGAUGGGAUCCAGCCUCCUGUAGAGCUGAGCUGCAAGGAGAGGAACAUCUUGGCGGCAACUUUCAUUCGCUCGCUGCAUAAAAAUAUAGGUAAAAAGAGUCUGGGGCAUAAAAUUCUGUUGCAUGGUAUCUAAUGCAUCACAGCUUGCAUAACACAUACUACAGAGGACAGCUGCCAUUCUAUGGUGUAGACUGCAAGUAUUUUCAGAAUGGAUUGCAUCCUUUUUAUGUUGUGGUGUGCUGCUUAGCUCAGUGUUUGUUUAUAAAUGUUGAGGAGUUCAGUUUGAUUUAGGAUAUUGUAAUUAUUAUAGAGCAAUCACACAUGCUUCCCCUGUUCUUGAUAAAUUUCAGUCUGUUGCUCUCUUCCUGAUAUCUCUUUAGAGGAGUUCACAUAACUAUCUACGUAUGUGUUGAGGUUAUGCAUUCUCUCCCUCCCCCUCCUAUCUUCUUUAGUGCUUCUAAAUAAAUAUGCUUAUUUAACCUCUCCAGCUUGGUCUCAGAAUAGGGAGGUUUAAACCCUGAGCCCAUGUGUAUGUGAUAGAGCCAGUGUGUGCACACAAAUACAAAUAUGAAGAAAUACUAGAGACAAGGAAAUGUUAAUGAAUGCAAUGUUUAUGUUCUGUCUCCACAAAAUAGUCUGUACAAUUUUUUAAAACUAUGAUAUGUAUCCCUUUGUUUCCUCAAAUCCUUUGUACUGAAUUUUUUUACUCCUUUUGGGAUGAUAAUCUGUCAUAUUUUAUGACAUUUCUGAAACAGAUAUGACCUUGUAAGGUGUUUUGAAGGAAACAGAUAUGACAAUGGGCUUGUUGGUUUCAGGAGGCUCAGAGACCUUUCAGGACAAAGUAAACUUCUUUCAGAGGGAGCUGCGCCAGGUGCACAUGAAGAGGCCCCAUUCAAAAGUUACUCUAAAAGUCAGCCGCCACAACCUUCUGGAAUCGGUGAGUGUGUCUGUGAUACAGAAAGCUUGGAGUGUACAUAGUUUUAGAGAAGUUCUGUAGAUCAUUUCCUUCCUGUUCCAUGUUCUUUCACCUUGAGCUACAGAGUGGACUAGAGUGAUAUGAAUUCAGGGUGAUAGUGUAUUCACACAUAUUCUGAUUUUACACCUUCCUCUAAAAUAUUUAAUUGUCUAUGACCAGAGAAGUCUGCAUUAAACCAACUAUUAGUCAUUUUUAAUGUGGCAAAGCCUCAAUGAGAAGCGAGGCAGCCCAGGGCAGGAAGCACAGAAACCAUCAGCUCCUGACAGAACCAUCAACAGCCUGAGAGAGAUGCUUGGGCAGCUGCUCCCCCACCUCUGCUGGAGCUGCUCAAGACCCGUAUUAUGAGGGAACCCAGGCCAGGGAGCAUGCAUACCAUCAACUCCCAGUUUGCUGAAUGAUACUUGCCCUCCUGCAUUUUAUAUACUGUAUUAGUUUUAAAAUUGUAAAUCAGCUUGGGUGCCUUGGCAGAAAGGUGGUACAUAAAUCCAAGGAACACAUAAAUAAUAAGUUUGGGGAAGGGGUAGGAGGACGUGAAUCCUAGUCUCUUUGUUAUGUAAACUCUUACAAGAUAAUUAGUUUUAGUGCGGCAGACAGAUAAAAUCAAGGGAAUUAAACUUCCAAGGGUGGGGGAAACUAAAACAUUUUAAGUGGAAGAUGAAGAUUAUCGUGAGUGUGAACUAGAGGAUGUGCUGUCACUGGUAAGCAGCAAAUGGCUUUAAAUCAUUUGACUGUCUACUAUAUCAGAGCCAAGAGUUGCCAUAGGGUUUUUUUUUUAGUUUUCUGGUUUUGCUGUAGCUAUAAAUGGAACAGAGAUUCUAUGGCUUGACAUUUCUAGUCGUUUUAAAUAUUUUGUUCAAAGCAAGCUUAGUCUUGAGGGAGCAGUGCAUUAAAGUGAUAGUAUGUGUCACGAGGGCAAGUCAUGAAACACUUUUAUUUGUGAGCACUUAGGAAAUGAGGACGAGAGCUCCUCAAAUAUUUAUAAUAAAAAAACCCCAGAACUUUCAGUCCCUAUAGCUCAGUAGUGUGGAUCCUUUUCAUGUCAAGAGCCACAUUACCUCAGUGAGGAGUAUUACUUAUAACUCUUAAAUUGUGCUUUAUAGAUCCAAUAAUCUCUUAGAUCACAGCAGGUGGGGUCAACACCCAAAGUAGGCAAAACCUUUUCUUUGUGUCAUUCCCUCCAAUCAGUUUUUCCUCUCACUCUCCUCUUCUCCUUAUUCUCCUCUUUUCUGCAAACAACUGCUUGCACUGUCCUUGCACAAAAUGCUGCAUAUGAAAGGCAAUCAGGAUUAGUUAGCAUGGAAAUGCUGCAGUCUGUUGUAGGAUGAACAAACUGCUCCGUUCUUCCGCUAGCAGCUCUCUGGUCAUGGAAAGAAGCUUUUCUCUCUCCCUCUCCAGUAUAAAAAUGUAACAGACUAAAAGUUUGCAAAUGGAAAGGAAUAUGGAUUGGUGCCUGAAACUAGUGGUUUCCUACAGCUCCCAUAAGGUCACCCUUCUCUCACUUUAAGCUCCACCUUUACAAUGAGAUGAUAGCAGUGUUCUGCUUGUCAUCCUACAAGAGGGUGGAGGCAAUCCCCACACUAGGCCUCAGCCCUGUGUACCAGAAGGAGCAUCUCCAUCCCCAUUGUUCAACCCAAACACUAAAAUCCAGCACCAAGGGCCUUCUGGAGGUUCCCACACUGCGAGGACUGAAGCUACAGGGAACCAGGCAGAGGGCCUUCUCAGUAGUGACGCCCAACCUGUGAAAUGCCCUCCCAUUAGAUGUUAUAUAACAUUUAGGAAACAUCUGAAGGCAGCCCUGUAUAGGGAAGCUUUUUGAGGUUUAAGGUUUUAUUAUGUUUUUUUACGUCCUGUAAGCCAUUCAGAGUGGCUGGGGCAACCCAGUCAGAUGGGCGGGGUACAAAUAAGUUUUUAUUCAUUCAUUCAUUCUGUAUGCAUAUACAUAGGGGCCGAAGCAUAAUCCCAGUGGCCAAGCGGUAGAAACCUUGGACUGACUUUUCUUUACUAAUAUCUCUCGUAACAAAAUAAAAAAAUUCCUUCCAGUAGCACCUUAGAGACCAACUAAUAGGUUUACCACACCUAUCAGCCAACCACCCAUUCCCACCACCCUUCUGAGUAAUACCCCUCCCCACCCUCUCACUAUAUAUAAGGGUCUGGUGACUUCUGUUUCAGUGUAUCUGAAGAAGUGUGCAUGCACACGAAAGCUCAUACCAAGAACAAACUUAGUUGGUCUCUGAGGUGCUAUGGGAAGGAAUUUUUUUAUUUUGUUUCGACUACAGCAGACCAACAUGGCUACCUACCUGUAACUAUCUCAAUCCUAAGUACAGUGGUGCCUCGCAAGACGAAAUUAAUCCGUUCCGCGAGUGUCUUCGUCUAGCGGUUUUUUCGUCUUGCGAAGCAACCCUAUUAGCGGCUUAACAGAUUAGCGCUAUUAGCGGUUUAGCGGCUAUUAAAGGCUUAUCGGCUUAGCGGCUUAGCUGCUAAAAGGCUAUUAAAGGCUUAGCAGCUUAGAUAAAGGGGGGGGGGAGCGGAAAAAAAAUCUCAAGACUCUCAAGACAUUUUCGUCUUGCGAAGCAAGCCCAUAGGGAAAUUCGUCCUGCGAAGCAACUCAAAAAUGGAAAACCCUUUCGUCUAGCGGGUUUUCCGUCUUGCGAGGCAUUCGUCUUGCGGGGCACCACUGUAUGUUUACUUGAAAGUCCCACUGCUCAUCAGGAAAGUGUGUAGGAUUGCAGCCUAAGAUUUGGAAGAAGGAGUAAAGACUAAUUCUCAGACUAGCAGAUGACAUAAAGCAAAUAAAGGCUAUAUAAACUACAAUUAAGAAGAAUAUAGAUCCAUUAGUAAUUUUGUCUUUAAACAGACAAAAUAUUUAUACAGCAUGAAUGUGUAUGCUCAUUUUUGUUUGUGGUAGAUAUGCAUACACACACAUUAGAAAUAAAAACAGAAUGCAAAAUAAGGCGAUAAACUGACAUUCAAAAAUGCUACUGAGAAGAAUCUGGGAGUUGCAUCUGAGUACCAAAAGAAGUGACCUUACAGUAGCAAUGGUAAGUGGUAUUUUCAGCCAACUGUAGAAGAGAAGCUCUGAAGGGGGAUGAGUAUUAAAUACUACUACAAUUCUCCACUGAAGAGCAGUAUCUACAGAUGAGAGAGGCAGUAGAAAUAAGUAUUGGAGAAUUGCGUGUUCCUGAAAAUGAGAUCUCAUGUUAGCCCUCUUGGUUGCAAGCAUCAGUUUAUACUGCGUUUUCCUUAUGUUCCUAGUCACUGAGGGCAACAAGGAAUUUUUCUGUUUCUGACUGGAGCAAAAACUUUGAAGUGAUUUUCCAGGAUGAAGAAGGUGAGCUAACCUGUAAUUGCAUUAUUGUUGCCAGAAAAAGAGUGUUUGGGUUUCUACUACUAGCAACCAAUUUUUUAUGAAGUUUCCAUAAUAUCUCACAAGCAUCUAUAGAUUUAUUCUCCAAUCACCUUCAUACUGGCUAUAUAGUAAAGCUAAGUGAAAACGCUAUUGCACUUAAGUUCUGCUUGCAGGCUGCCCAUGGCCACUGUAAGAACAGGAAACUGAGCUAGAUGGGUCUUUAGCCUGGUCAAGUUUUGUGAAUCCCAGUCCAGUUAAUUUACAUUACAUCCUUUUAUUAUCUUGUCUGAAUAUAAGGUGCCUGGUGUGCUCAAAAGAACUAAUGGGAGGAAAAAGUAUAUGGGUGUUACAUUUAUCCCACUUUGGGUAGAGUGGGAUGUUGCAUAUAAAUUGUAUACAGUAGUAUGGUACUCCCUCUAAAGUGAAGAGUUUUUUUUUUGACAGGUGUGUUUUAGAAGGCAUAGGAUUACCUCAAGAUCUAACUGGUCUCUGAUUUGUUCUGUCUUGUAGCCUUGGACUGGGGAGGUCCUCGCAGAGAGUGGUUUGAAUUGAUCUGUAAAGCUUUAUUUGACACUACCAAUCAACUUUUUACCCGCUUCAGUGACAACAACCAAGCUCUGGUUGGUAUUUUCCCAUCAUUCAUUGGUGGAAACAGGAAACAUUGCAGCUGUUCAUGUUUUCUGUAGAGAAUUCACAUUCUUUUUCAGACUUUUUCUAGUUUUCUCCUGUAAACAGAAAGAAAAUUGGUUUGCCUCUUUCAUGGGGGUAUUAAAAGGCAAACUUAAGCAGGAAGAUGAAUUGUCAUGAGUAGUACAGAUAAAUUCUAUGGCAGGUAUGAGAAGUGCAAUCUGUAAUUUGAUUUCCUAAGUCAUAUUUUCUAAAAUAUAGAAAGUAACACUGUUUCUUUGCAAACUAUAUAUGGCAUGCUCGUGUACCGGCAUGCCUGUUUCAGUGCUGUUGAGAAUACACUCAGAAAAACAAUCUUUAAAGGAUGUGAAGAUCUUUGACCACAGGGUACAAGGAGAAGAGUACAUGGGGCUUUUUCAGGCAUUAAAUCUAAUCCUAAAUUAGAGCUAAUUCUAAGCUGUUGUAACUGUGAGCUGCCUUGUUUGUAGGUACAUCCCAACCCCAACCGGUCACCUUUUCUGCGGCUGAAAGUGUAUGAAUUCGCAGGGCGCUUGGUUGGAAAGUGCCUCUAUGAGUCAUCUUUGGGAGGGGCUUACAAGCAGCUGGUGAGAGCUCGUUUCACUCGGUCUUUUUUGGCUCAAAUCAUAGGAUUGCGGAUGCAUUAUAAGGUAAAAUUGCCUGUGGGUUUUGUUCUGCUUUCGAGUAUAAAGCAGAGACCAAGCACGAUUCCACAGCACAAACUAAUUUUGUUUUCUUUCCUUCCCCUUCUCUAUCUCCUUUUUCCUCUUAGUAUUUUGAGACAGAUGACCCAGAGUUCUAUAAAUCUAAAGUUUGCUUCAUCCUGAAUAAUGAUGUCAGUGAGAUGGAGCUAGUCUUUGCUGAGGAAAAAUACAGCAGAUCAGGACAACUUGAGAAGGUAAGAGCCGUUGGUUAGGAUGGUGCAAUUUGAAAUCCUUUUAUCCGCAAUGGGGAAAGGAGCAAUGUCUCAAUAGGAGGGGAAAGAUGUGAAGGGUUCAUCAUUGUGUGGAUUUAUAGAGUAGAUGGGACUCCACUCAUAAAUUCUCUCAUGCCUUGUUUUCAGGAGGUUGAGCUGGUAACAGGUGGUGCUCAAAUGCCAGUUACAAAUGAGAAUAAAAUUUUCUACCUGAAUCUUCUUGCACAGUACAGACUGGCGAAUCAGGUUAGAGAGGAAGUGGAACACUUCUUGAAAGGUAAUGUGUAUGCUCUGCACUUUUUUUUAAUUAAUGUUGUUCAGAAUUGUUCUUUGUUGAUGCCCUUGCCUGGCUGGCAUGAUUUUUAUCUAUUCUGCUCUCAUCUUCUAGGUCUCAAUGAACUGGUCCCUGAAAACCUCCUUGCUAUUUUUGAUGAAAAUGAACUUGAGGUAAACUAAGAUAUUUGCUGUCUUUGAUCCUGUUGCACCUUCCUCAGAUGAAUGUGAGAUAGCUGGGGGGUAAGGAAGAGUGGGGAACCCCCAUUCACAAGCAUUCCCUGUACGGAUAUAGUAACAUAAAUAAUUUUAACCAUACCAAUUUUUAUGAGACUUUCCAUAUAAACUAGAUAAACUUUUAGCCGGCACAAAAUAUAUGUUCACUCAAAACUCUUAGUUUCUACUGAUUUGCUAGGCAAUUUCAAGUGCCUUUCCAAUCCAGUUGAAUCUCUGCUCUUCCCUUCCUCUGACUUGUGAUAAUAAAGAAACAAGUGCCUGAUUCUAUGACCCCAACACUAAAAAGUCUCCUAUCCAACCCUGCAGCUUAAACAACACUCUGGUGCUCUAGUUCAGAUUGAUUACUUCUCACUCUGUACCUAACCUACUAUUCCCUACAGUAUAUGCCACAUCCGAGAUAUAAUGUCAUUAGACUUCUUUUUCCCCAGAAGUUUCCAUACAGUACUGUAAUAGUUAACAAGGGUAUUUGGACACAUGCUUGAGUUACCAAGUCCCCAAUGCUGCAUUAGAGCAGAAAGUUUUAAAACCUAGAAGGAGUGAUAGCUCUAGCUUUUAAUCCUGAGCAUCAAAAAUACAAAGCUGACUGUGUUGAUUGAAUGGUACCUAGUUUAAAGGAAAAAAGACAACUGUACUCUGACUGAAACUUUAUUUUCUUCCAGUUGCUAAUGUGUGGUACUGGAGACAUCAGUGUCUGUGAUUUCAAAGCACAUGCUGUAGUAGUGGGAGGUUCUUGGCAUUUCCGAGAGAAGGUAAGAAAGAUUAAUUGCCUGCUCUACCAGACUGGAUUGGUUGUACUUUGUGUAGGUCAUGACUGAGACAGUGAUUAUGUAUGUCUUCAUGAGGAAACACUACUUCGUUUUCCUUUGGCUGGCUUUUAGACCUCAUGAAAGCUCUUUAUACGUGCAUCUUUUACGCUUUCUCAGUUAAGGGCAAUGCUUCCUUUGGGCCAGAUCUUUAAGUUACUUAGCAACAGCAAACAUUUGUGCACUCCUGUAAUUUUAUUACAAGGUUCCAAAGAAACAUCAAAAGUAGCAGUGGAGCUUAAAGUGAAAUAUCGCUUUGGGAGGUGUGAUUAUGGUAGCGUACAUUAAUUCAUUUUCUGGCCUGUCCUCAUAACUGGGUGGUUUGCAAGAAAUUUAGUAGGUCCCCCCCUCCCCCCGUUCUUGCUUCCCAUACCUCUUGCUGUGUCUUCCAGGUUAUGCGGUGGUUUUGGACAGUGGUCUCCAGUUUCACACAAGAGGAACUGGCCAGGCUGUUGCAGUUCACCACUGGUUCUUCUCAGCUGCCUCCUGGAGGAUUUGCUGCACUUUGCCCAUCUUUCCAGAUCAUUGCAGCUCCGACGCACAGUACACUGCCAACAGCCCAUACUUGGUGAGUACCGGUACCUGUCACUGAGUCUUUCUGUCAUCUGCAGCAAGCUGAUCAUGAGCAGCCUUCCACUGAUCUUGCCCAUAUGUUUUUUCAGAUAUUUUUUAAUGCCAUAUAACUGCUCAGGUGGGUUACCCUUGCCUAUGAAAUGCUGAAAGCGUUAUGUGUACAUGUCUCAUGCUAUGUACUAGUUUUGUUCUUUCUUUCAGUUUUAACCAGCUGUGCCUCCCCACUUACGAUUCCUAUGAAGAGGUGCACAAGAUGCUGCAGCUGGCCAUCAGCGAGGGCUGUGAGGGUUUUGGCAUGCUCUGA
This is a messenger RNA of Podarcis lilfordi (Lilford's wall lizard), 11556 nucleotides long. NCBI's taxonomy places the organism in Eukaryota, Metazoa, Chordata, Lepidosauria, Squamata, Lacertidae. The record is from the annotation of a GenBank genome assembly.